AUGGCUUUUGUUGCCAACGAUUCCGGCUCGGUGGAAUCCCGAGUCUAUGAUGUGGCCAUUGUAGGUGGGGGGAUCAUUGGCCUGUCCACCGCCAUGCAACUACUCCAACGGCUCCCGGAUCUGAACGUUGCGGUGAUUGAAAAAGAAACCACACUGGCCCGGCAUCAAACCGGGCACAACAGUGGGGUGAUUCACUCCGGGAUCUAUUAUCGUCCAGGUUCGUGGAAGUCCCGGUUCUGCGUGGGAGGCAAAGAUCGCCUGAUCGAUUUCUGCAAUGAAAAUGAGAUCGAAUAUGAAGAGUGUGGGAAGGUUAUCGUCGCGACUAAUGAAUCCGAGUUGGGUCGGUUGGAUGACCUCUUUGAGCGUGGCGUGGCCAACGGCGUCCCCGACCUAGAGAUUAUUGGCCCGGACCGACUGGCAGAAAUCGAGCCGCACACCACCGGGGUACGGGCGCUUUGGGCGCCUCACACCGGGAUCAUCGACUACGUGCAGGUUGCAAACGCUUACGCCGGCAAGACCCAGAUUGCCGGUGGCGAUAUUUUCACCGACGCCCCGGUGACUGCAUUUCGCGAAUCCAGCGGUGGCAGUGCGCUGGAAACACCUCGUGGGUCCGUGCAAGCCAGGCAUGUCAUCAAUUGUGGCGGACUGUACGCAGACCGGCUGUCACGCAUGAUGGGUGAAACAACCGACGUCCGGAUCAUUCCUUUCCGUGGAGAGUAUUACAAGCUGGUGGAAGACAGCCAAGACCUGGUGAAAGGCCUGAUCUACCCGGUGCCGGACCCGAGGUUCCCGUUCCUGGGCGUGCAUUACACUCGAAAUAUACACGGCCACGUGGAAGCCGGACCCAACGCGGUGCUGGCCUGGGCCAGGGAGGGAUACCGCAAAAGCGACGUCAACGUUGGGGAGACCAUGGGCGCGUUGGGGUUUCCGGGUUUCUGGAAGAUGACCGCCCGCCACUGGCGCACCGGCGUGAAGGAAAUGCACCGGUCGUAUCGAAAAUCGGUGUUCGUAAACGAUCUGCGGAAACUGAUUCCAGAGAUUCAACCGGACGAUCUGGAAACCGGCGGGAGUGGCGUCAGGGCACAGGCGGUUUCUUCCUCGGGAGCAUUGCUCGACGAUUUUUCACAUCCUCAGAGGACAGCGUGCUUUGCAUGUGCUCAACGCACCGUCGCCUGGCGCCACGUCGUCGCUGGCGAUUGGCGAGUACCUGGCAGACUUGGCCACUGA
Messenger RNA from Geodia barretti, 1227 nucleotides. The record is from the annotation of a GenBank genome assembly. Lineage: Eukaryota; Metazoa; Porifera; Demospongiae; Tetractinellida; Geodiidae.